Messenger RNA from Hemicordylus capensis (graceful crag lizard), 2839 nucleotides. RefSeq names its product synaptophysin like 2 (gene SYPL2). The record is from RefSeq and is a predicted model, not a curated record. The transcript has 7 exons. Gene Ontology annotation, cellular component: synaptic vesicle; synaptic vesicle membrane. Bases 140 to 1222 code for a protein of 360 amino acids. NCBI's taxonomy places the organism in Eukaryota, Metazoa, Chordata, Lepidosauria, Squamata, Cordylidae.
GUAGACCAUUUCAACCUUCAUGUGGGUUUUGUUUGGGCCUAGGUCUGCAUUUGUGGCUAGGCCUAGCUUCUGGGGAUGGCAUUGGGCCUAAUUGUGAAAAGGCCUUUUAGAUGCAGAAAGUCCUUGUCCAUCUCUGAAAAUGGAGCAUAAUCCUGGAGCAAGGAAUGCAGUGACACCCUGUGGAUCCCUACAUGGUGAUGAUGGUGCAUUAAAAGGGCAAGGAGCAGAAGCUACAAUUUUUCUCUUUUGGAAUGAACAGCCUACUAUAGAGGAGACAAAAUCUGCGGACAGGAGGGAGCAGCCGCCCCGGUCGCCGCCAGCCCCGCCGCCGUCUCGCCCUGCUCUCGCCUGGACCAGCCCUCCGUCCAAGCCCAGGAGUGGAGAGAAAGCUGUGCUCCGCUCGGCUGCACACGCAUCGACCAGCCCCCUUCCAAGCAUGUCCGAGCCCAGCGCCCAGACGGCGGGAGCAGCGAGGGACAAGGACCCCCGAAGCCAGGCGGCCCAGCUGCUUUUGGGGCUGCGUUGGGGCCGCCUGGAGGAGCCCCUGGGAUUCAUUAAGGUGCUGGAGUGGCUGUUUGCCAUUUUUGCCUUUGGAGCCUGUGGUUCUUUCAGUGCAGAAACAGGGGCUACUGUGAAAUGCAAUGAAGACCCUAAAGAUACAACUGCUCUUACUGUGCAGUUUGGAUACCCUUUCAGGUUGUACAAGGUUCCAUUUGAUAUGCCAGACUGUGUUAAAGACUCUACUGAGAAAAGGACGCUGCAUCUCAUGGGAGACUUUUCAGCACCUGCUGAGUUCUUUGUGACCUUGGGUGUCUUUUCUUUCCUGUAUACCAUGGCAGCUCUUGCAGUCUAUCUACGAUUUCACUCCCUUUAUAAAGAAAACAAGAGGCUACCUUUUGCGGACUUCUGUGUGACCAUCUCGUUUACCUUUUUCUGGCUAGUGGCAUUUUCAGCUUGGGGAAAGGGCCUGUCAGAUGUGAAAGGGGCCACACGGCCUUCGAGUCUCAUUGCUGCUAUGUCAGUGUGUCAACUCAAAACUGCUGUGUGCAACGCUGGGGCCACACCUUCUAUGGGUCUGGCCAACAUCUCUGUGCUGUUUGGUUUUGUCAACUUUAUACUGUGGGCUGGAAACUGCUGGUUUGUUUUUAAAGAGACCCCUUGGCAUGCACAGACCACCAACAAGGAAAGCUCUGCUGAACAAGGAGCUGUUGAUAAGCAAUAAGGAACCUCCCCCCUGAAGCUGCCUCCUUCCAGCACCAAGAACAGACAAUGUCUUAUCUCACAUGCUCAUCCCAUUUUACAGCAGCAUAGGAAUAUGCCUUUUCUGCUGCUGUUUGUCGUCCUGGCUUCCUUCCAUGACCGAUAUGGGAUGCCUUCCUCUGAAUGAAAUCGGAGGUCCUUGAUAUACAGACUAUAACUUUCUCUCUCUCUCUCUCUCUCUUUUUCUUUUGUAUAAAUGUAUGGUAUCAUACAUAGUAAUUUUGGCUACCAGUCCUAGGCUGUGACUUUUGUUUCUUCACAGCUACUUUUGACCCAUUUAAAGAAACGUAGCAGGGUGGGAUAAAGAGCAUAGAGAGAACUAAGACACUAGUGCCACAGAACCUGGGGCAUCUAGGCACUUUUGAGAAAAAGUACACCUACUCUGCAACCAUAAUGAAAGCAGAACCAGCAAUGUUCCAUCUGGCUUAGUAAAAAGAAGGGAGAAAAUGCAGGGAAUAUUUUUAUAUUGGUACACUUGGAGGGAGGUGUUGAGUUUGAGUGUGUGGAACAUCUCUCUGCUUUCCUUAAACUUAAUUGGAUUAAUGUUUAAGAAGGCUAGUUCACCCUUGCACAGCAAAGAUCUGAUGGCCCUUUCUUUCAUCUCUGGUUACACACAGAUGUACAUUGUAUCCAUGUUGAGCCAUGAGUGCUGACUUCCUCUGUUUCUCUGUGCUGUGUCUUCCUUAUGCAUACCAUGGAGGCAAACAUUUCAUUACACAGAAGUAGCAUUGGUGGAGUUGUUUGUGAUGGAAACCCCAAACCACCUGUUCCAGUGUCUUCCUGUGUUUAUUUUUUGUUUUUAAUACAGCACAACCUGUGUUCCUUCUAAGCACCUAGGAUAGUUGAUUAUAACGCUUGAGUCCAAGAGCUCUAGGGCAUUCAUUUUCUCAUUGACAAACAUGCAGGUAAGAUGGAAGUUUGUACAACUUGUUAAGUUAUUGAGAAUUGUUGUGGCUAGUGACCUUGGGACUGGCCCUUAAACCCACUGGUAAUAGAGCCUUGUUGUCACUGAACUCAUGUAUACCACUAUUGCCUGCCACCAUCACCUUUAACUCCACUUCAUCAGUAGAGAGCUGGAUAUAGAAUGAACAAUUUGUUGGAGACUUGAGGCAUCCCAGGCCUCUAAGUGAACAUCAAAAUUGUUUAGGACGUUUCACAAUCUCUAGAUGUCCCUCUGACAGAGGAUGGGACCAUCAGAGCAUACGGUUUAGGACACUAUUAAAUCUGUCCUCUUUCCCUGUGCCUUUUAAAUCAUAGGGACAACUCGCUAUUGCACAUAUGAAGCAGGUUAUUUGUGGGAGGGGGGCUGUGUUCCUGUCACUUGUUUAUUUCUGCUGAUCAUCCCAUUGACACAAACGGGGCUGGAGCCUAUCCUAGAGUCUGCUCCUAGCUCUUCUUAUGCCCAUGUUUUGAAACCAGCAUAAAUAGAGAAGAAGCUUCUAGGGCACCCCCAAAUCCCUAAAUCUCUGUGCUUCUAUAUGUCUAAUUUUGGAUGGGAAAAUUGCUUGGUGGGUGGGGGGACAUGCAGUGGGAUGGGGUGUCAUUCCUUUUUCUGCUAGAUUAAACCUUUCACAACAGA